UCUAAUGUCUAUAGGAAAAGUCUGUUGUGUAUUGGCACAAUAACGAAUAUAACUGUUGAUAUCUACAACACGCACACACACACACACACACCACAGUAUACUGUCAUUCAUGUCACCAACCAUGUAAUGACCAAUGCCAUGGUAUGUUGUUUGAAAUAAAAUGCCAAUUGGCAAAAGGCAUCCCAGGUAUACCUACAAGUGUCAACAACACAAUGAGUGAUACCAUCAAUGAGUGAUACCAUCAACUUAAAUAAGAAUAGUUAACGUAAUUUUAUUAACUAAAUUGCCUGAGUACUUUGCACUUUUCUAAUUGCAUGCAUGUAUCAUAUUAUUAAUUCCGUAUUAUUCAAUUGCACACAGGAAUUUCCGAAAUAAAUUUGCAAUACAUAGUACACAAUUUGAUGUAUGAAGUGGAUGCAACAGUGCAAAUAUUGACGCACAAUCCAGUUACUAAUGUGCACGUAGCACAUGCACCCAAGAAAGACUUUAAUAAUAAUAAUAAUAAUAAUAAUAAUAAAUGUUUCACGGCAAUUCAUAGUAAUUUAUAAAUCACGUUACCUGCCGUCCAAUCUAUUUGAAGUCGAUUUGCGCAGAGAAAACAACGUUCAGCAGAUGAUGUUCAAAACUGGGGCCCUUUAAAUAAACGGUGCAGGUUACUGCUCGAGAGAUGCACAAAAAGACCACUUCAUUUAUGUCAAAAUCACAGUUGUAACGUGUCCAUUGACUACCAAGAAUCAAAGGCCGCGCCGCUAGCCUCGUACUACCAGCGGCUAAGUCGAAAGGGUGUCCAAAAAAAAUUCGCCUGGACCCCUGUUGGAUAAGUGAAAAUGUUGGAUAACAGAAGGUAUUACGAACUCAACUAUUGUUCAUAUUAUACGGCAUUUUUUCCACACUAGGUAUACUGAAUGUAGAUGUGGAAUGAAUGUACAUGUAAAUGAAUGUAGAAGACAACGAGAAGAAAUGCUUGAACUCACUCUCAAACUUGCUUUACGAAAGAACUGACUGACAUGCACGUGGAUGUAAAUAAGUGAAAGCAACGUGGAAGAAUGUAGUCUCGAGGCUUUCCUUCGCUAUUCCAAUUCUUUUAAAUGCUGUCAGAGGCCCUCAUUUGAUGUCUCAAACAAAUGGGAAGGACAUUAACCACAUCAUGCUAUUGAAUAGCAAUAAAGACGAAGCCAAUUUUUCAGAUUGGAUCAAUGUGGCAGUCUACAUUCUAGUAGUUGUAUUAGUGGCAGCACAAUUAAAAAUCAUCCGCAUGUCACAACUUUGUGCACCUACAGUUCUAUGGUUCUCUGAUCUCAUCACUCUAUUUGCCAAACCUGUUUCUAUUUUCUUUGGCAUUCAAACGAGUACAGUUUAUGACACAGUUGCCAUCAUGGGAUGCGGGAUUCCUUUUGGAAUUUACAUCAUUCUUUCAUCCUAUUUGUUGUGGACUCAAGAAAACCAAGGUAAAGAAGGUGCUGAAAACGCUGUAGCAAGUGAUGCGGGUGACAAAAACACAACUCAUACAAAUUUUUUUUUUGGUGUCCAGAAUAUACAACACAUAACUGUACAACAAUACCCUACCUAUGACGGCACAGGACAAAGACGUUUUACUGAAACAAUUGAUUCGGAUCAGACCUACCUACGAAGAAGACAGACAGAAGCAAACAGAAGCACUAACACCACUGAAAUGUCACUACAGCCAGAAAGGAUCAGUCAUGAAGACAACCCACUGUUCUCAAUAGGUAACAGAACAGAAGAACCUGACAACAGUCGUUGGAGGGAAAGUUGGAGUGAAGAUGCAGAUUCUAUCAGCACGACUGGUGGCAGCCAUGUGCAAGAGCAAGAAGAAUGCUCAUCAGACUCCAAGAGAGAUAUAAGCAACUCUGACCAACGACAUACCUACAGCGACAAUACUCGUAGUCGUGAAGCUGGUGCCCCAAUUAUAGGUCAGCUCCGAUCUCGUCCUACACGGGUAGUUCAACCAACAGGUGCCGCCAGUAGUAGUGAUGGUAACAGAUUAUUAAAGGACAUUGCUACAACCACAGCAAAAACUGAAAGACAAAACACACAUAAAACAUCAAAAGAAUUGCCCCAGCAGGAAGAUAAGAAGUUAGAAGAACGUGUGCGUCAGCUAGAAAUUACAGAAAAUGAUAACAAGGGUAGGCUCCAAGGAUUGGAGAACAAGACCAACCAUUUGGAGCACACGACCAACCGUUUGGAGAACAAGACCAAACAUUUGGAGAACAGGUUUCAAAAUGGGGACAGGUUUCAAAGUGAAACUGAGACAUUACCAGCUGGUCCUCCAGUAGCAACCCCAGUGCAGACAACCGAUGGGGCAAGCUUAGCACCAGUUGUGUUCACUAGGCAAAACGAAAACACAAGUCCGUCUAGAGAAUACCAAACUAGGUCUUCAUCCUCUCCAUUAGAUCAUAACUACCAAGAGACUGAUGUGUGAUAAUUUAGAAAUCAGAAAAUCGUGCAUCAACCUAAUUUUUGACUAACUGCUGUGUUCUGUUAAUUACAGAAAAUCUUUGGCUAAGCGAGACUAGUUGGUAUAAUCCUAUUGGACUCUUGAUUCCUUUAGUAAUGAUUUAUAGCCAUUCUGUAUUGUUUUUUUAACAGUGACAAUAUAAUUAACACGCAUAGCUAUCACAUGCCAUCUGAACAAUUCAACUUACAGAUCGACAUGCUAUGUUUG
Molecule: messenger RNA, 2683 nt
Organism: Corticium candelabrum
Lineage: Eukaryota; Metazoa; Porifera; Homoscleromorpha; Homosclerophorida; Plakinidae
Exons: 7
Coding region: 1112-2440 (442 amino acids)
Source: RefSeq, a predicted model, not a curated record